Molecule: messenger RNA, 1302 nt
Organism: Entelurus aequoreus (snake pipefish)
Lineage: Eukaryota; Metazoa; Chordata; Actinopteri; Syngnathiformes; Syngnathidae
Product: fibroblast growth factor 7-like
Exons: 4
Coding region: 394-1002 (202 amino acids)
Biological process (GO): positive regulation of gene expression; positive chemotaxis; fibroblast growth factor receptor signaling pathway
Cellular component (GO): cytoplasm
Molecular function (GO): growth factor activity; type 2 fibroblast growth factor receptor binding
Source: RefSeq, a predicted model, not a curated record
CAUCCUUGGGAACUGAAGCUCUCUUCUCUUUGGACUUAUUUUAAGUGUUUUUAUUCAAAUUGCUGAAAAACGGGAAUACAUCUCUGGCAAGUACUGCCAUCACAUACUGUGGUCUUGAGAAGAUGGAGCAGACAGUGUGUAGCCUCACUGAAGACUAGGAAGAGCCAUCAGACAAAAACACCGGCAAAAGAUUGUUAUCAAAUCUCAACAUCAACACGCUACAGAAGUUUUCCCUCCUCAACCAGCCUGACUCAACGUCCUGCAGGGGCUCCCUGCUGCAAGAGCAGUGACCCAGAGGUUAAACUUGAGUGACAGGGUCCAGUUGGAUAACCGCAUCAAUCUCUUCGUCUAUUUCAGUAUGUUGUUCAUUGAUCCCAACUGCAUUGUAUUAUAAUGCGCAAAUGGAUACUGACAUGGAACCUUCCAAAAGUUUUCUCGGGACUGUACCUACAUGCCAUCUUCCUGUUCAGCAGUGUGUGUGUGGUCUACAGUGACUGCACUCCGGUGCAACUUGCUGCCAUCAUGAACUGUUCAAGACAUGAGCGUCACACCAGGAAUUAUGACUACAUGGAGGGAGGAGAUGUGCGCAUCCGACAGCUGUUUAGCCGCACGCAGUGGUUCCUGACAAUUGACGACGAAGGACACAUCAAUGGGACUCAAGACCCGACCAACUGUUACAGCAUCCUAGAGAUCAGGACAGUGUCUGAAGGGGGCAUUCUGGCCAUCAAAGGCGUAAAGAGUCAGCAUUACAUCGCCAUGAACAAGGCUGGGCAGCUGCAGGCCAAGAGGAUCUACAACGACAACUGCAACUUCAAGGAGGUUUUCCUAGAAAACUUCUUCAACGCUUAUUCCUCCACAAAGUGGACUAAAAACGGCAAAGAAAUGUUCAUAGCGCUGUCUCAGAAGGGGCGGCCAUUGCGAGGGAAGAAGACGAGGAGGGAGCACGUGGCAUCGCACUUCAUCCCUAUGAAAUGCAAGGAGGAGGAGAGAAGGGCAGACUAAGACAGAGGACUCAUAUUUGUACAACUUCAGUUACCAAAUAUUUUAAUGGACCUUAAAACUUAUCACCGGCCACACUACACACUUCUGAAGAUGUACAGUAUAAGUUAUUAUAUACACAGUAUACAGAAGACAAUAUUGGGAGUUGGGACACAACUCUUAAUUGAUCAAUUAGGGGUUGGAUUGGAAACUGAAUCCUCAUCCAGACAUAAUAGACAUUUGAAGUGCAUCUAGAAAGAAUUCACUUUAAUUUUUCCGCAUUUUGUCAUGUUCCAGCCUUAUUCCAAAAUGGAAUGAAUUCAU